GCAUGUUGCUUUGCAAAAGUCUGCAAUGCUGCCAAGAACAGGUAACAGCUGUUUGAGGUGAUUAUUAAUUUACCGAUGUGAUCAAUCAUCAGCGGGAAGGUUGUGCUCAAGUUUUUAUUGUACACGCGGCCAACGAUGGCAACAACAAGUCCUGCUGUGAGAGAGUACGUAUUCACAAGGCCAACUUCCACAGCUGCUGCAGACAACAUGACUUUAACACCAUAUGAUUACAAUUACGACUACACCUUGCUUCCUGAUUGGGAGUCUUCGGACUAUGGGAAGUGUGAUUACGAGCGUCACAGAGUGUAUUUUCUUCCUGCCAUCUACUCCACGUUCUUCCUCCUCGGCCUUCUGGGGAACUUCCUUGUCAUCUGGGUCACCGUUUGUGGAUUGCGACUUCGCAACAUGACAGACGUGUGCCUCGUAAACUUGGCCAUGGCUGACCUCCUGUUGGUCGGCUCCCUGCCCUUUUUGGCCCACCAAGCCCGGGACCACUGGAUAUUCGGGGACGCUAUGUGCAAAAUAGUCCUUGGUAUUUACCAAAUUGUUUUUUACACCGGUAUUUUCUUCAUCACGCUAAUGAGCAUCGACAGGUACUUGGCCAUAGUGCACGCUGUUUACGCCAUGAGGACGCGUACACGCUCUUUUGGCGUUAUAGCAGCAGGUGUCACAUGGCUAGCUGGAUUUUUGUCAUCGUUUCCUGAGGUCCUCUUCAUAAAAAACCACAACCAGACCAUACAGCGGUCUGUCCUCUCGAACGCCUCUUUCUGCUUCCCUGUGUAUCCGGCCUUGGAUGGCACUAACACUCACUUCUGGAGUGUUUUUGGUCUUUUUAAAAUGAAUAUUUUGGGUGUAUUCGUCCCCAUGGUCAUCAUGGCUUUCUGCUACACACAAAUCAUCAGGCGGCUGCUUUCCACUCAGUCCUCCAAGAGACAGGCCAUCCAUUUAAUCCUUGUGGUUGUGGCUGUCUUCGUCUUCUGCUGGGUGCCUUACAACGUGGCAUCCUUCUUCAAAGCACUGGAGCUACUGAACAUUUACUCUGAGUGCGAAAGCAGCAAAGUCAUCCGACGGGCUUUGGAAAUCACAGAAGUGAUGGCUUACUUUCACAGCUGCCUCAACCCUGUGCUCUAUGUGUUUGUGGGGGAGAAGUUCAGGAGGACCUUGCUCAGGUUGAUCCACAGAGCUCCGUGCGCUCUGUGUCAACUGGUCAAGAUGGUCAUACCUCAGGAACACAUCAGCAGGUCCAUCAUCUCCCAGACCACCAGCCUGGAUGAGAGGAGCACUGCUGUGUAAAAUAGGAGACAGUCACACUUGUCUUACUAGUUACCCAGCAGGCACAAGACAUUGAUACAACGUUGAUUAUACAUACAUGUCCUUUAAAACUGACUUUGAAACAACGUUGCAAAAUAGUUGGAUUUGUAAAUUGAGACAAUGUUGGUGUCUAACGUUGGUGGUGGUGUUAUGGUAUUUUUUUUUGUUUUUGUUUUUUGUCAUAAAUAAAUACAAUCAUGUGUGUUUACAGACUGUAUCCCCGCAGACUGUAUUGAUCUAUAUUGAUAUAUAAUAUAUAUAUAUUGUGUUUUUUAUGUUGAUUUAAUAAAAAAAAAAUUAAAAACAUUAUUUAUUUAUUUUUUUAAAUUUCUUGUGCGGCCCGGUACUAAUCGGUCCACGGACCGGUACCAGGUUGGGGACCACUGGUCUAAACUACAGGUGUGCGCG
Messenger RNA from Entelurus aequoreus (snake pipefish), 1719 nucleotides. RefSeq names its product C-C chemokine receptor type 4-like. The transcript is spliced from 4 exons. Gene Ontology annotation, biological process: immune response; G protein-coupled receptor signaling pathway; chemotaxis. The coding region runs from base 136 to 1293 and encodes 385 amino acids. Gene Ontology annotation, cellular component: membrane. Gene Ontology annotation, molecular function: chemokine receptor activity. Lineage: Eukaryota; Metazoa; Chordata; Actinopteri; Syngnathiformes; Syngnathidae. The record is from RefSeq and is a predicted model, not a curated record.